Messenger RNA from Brassica napus (rape), 1459 nucleotides. RefSeq lists its product as uncharacterized. Lineage: Eukaryota; Viridiplantae; Streptophyta; Magnoliopsida; Brassicales; Brassicaceae. The record is from RefSeq and is a predicted model, not a curated record. The transcript has a single exon. Bases 267 to 701 code for a protein of 144 amino acids.
UUUAGAAAAUAAUUAAAAAGAGGAGGAAACAAUAAGAAAAAAUGGCUCUUACAAAUUUAGAAUGAUAACGGUUUUUAAAAAUCUGGUUGGUAAAAAAAACAGUCGUCUAAUCCGAUAAGGCUUGACAGCACUAAUGCAUAUCGGGGCGCAAAUUCCGUAACUUCAUCCAGAAAUAUUCUCUACCUAUAAAAACCAUUAAACAAUCUUUCAAGUCACAUAUCACAAAUCACAAAUCACAAAUCACAAAACUCAUAGAAUCAAAUCCAAUGGCGUCUCAAGAAACCAUUACCAACCAAAGAGAAGGAGCUGAGAUCGUUAAUGGCGCAUCAAUGUGCAAGCAAAAAGCAAACGAGAUGUUAUCGUCCAUGAAUCUACCAAAAGGACUUCUCCCUCUAGACAACAUGACAGAGAUCGGUUACAACAAAUCAACCGGUUAUAUAUGGAUCAAGAUGAACAACAAUGUUCAGCACCAGUUUAAAGCUAUCGGCAAAAACGUAUCGUAUGAUGCGGAGGUCACUGCGUUCGUUGAGAACCGUAGAAUGCGUGGUCUCACAGGAAUCAAGAGCAAAGAGCUUUUCAUUUGGGUUACGAUCACUGAGAUUUAUAUUGAUGAUCAAGAUACCACGAAAAUCACCUUUGCUGGUCGCUCGGGUUUGUCACGUUCUUUUCCCGUCUCUGCGUUUGAGGAAGAGGAGAAGUGAUAUAUGUCUAUGGUCUGAAAACUUUGCUUCAUAAACUAUAUAUAGCUAUGUAUUGUUUCCCUUCUUUUAUUCCAUAAAUAUGUAAUAUGUAUUAUUUAUCUGCAUCUUUCCGAUCAGAAAUACUUAAAACUAUAAUUUUAUAGAAACUUGUUUAUCAAUAUAAUUAUUAUUUUCUAUUUUGAAAAUUUAAUUCAUUAAUUUUCCAUAAUUUAAUUAAGUGUGUCCUUUGGUGUUUAAAAAAAGGAAAAUUCCUUUAAAAUAUUUCAACUAAAUUUUGUUAAGCUUUUUAAUGCCCAAACUUUUUUGCUAUCCAAUUUAAUACCUCAACUAAUUAUUUGGCCAUUUUAAUACCCAAACUUUUAAAACUGUGUUCAUUUUAAUACCCAGACUUUUUUUAUUUUAAUCAAUAAUAUCAAUAAGUUUCAAACGAAAUUUUAAAACCUUUAAAAUUCACAAAAAAUCUUAAAAAAUCUAGUUUUAUUUGAAGUCUUAUAAGUAAAAGUAACUAAAUUGUGGAUAAUGUUAAAUUGUAUAAAAAAAUUUAAGUUUUAAAUGUCAAAUUUGUUUUUUUUUUGGAAAUAGUGAGAUUUAAAAGAUUUUUUCUUAGAUUUUAGAGGUUUUUUAAAUUUUGUAUGAAACUUAUUAAUAUUUUUAAUUAAAAUAAAAAUAUUGGGUAUUAAAACGAACACAGUUUUAAAAACGUAUGUAUUAAAAUGAGCAAAAUAAUUAGUUGAGUUAUUAAAGUAGGAAUGAAAAAU